This is a messenger RNA of Pelodiscus sinensis (Chinese soft-shelled turtle), 3566 nucleotides long. RefSeq names its product RNA binding motif protein 47 (gene RBM47). The record is from RefSeq and is a predicted model, not a curated record. Gene Ontology annotation, molecular function: RNA binding. NCBI's taxonomy places the organism in Eukaryota, Metazoa, Chordata, Testudines, Trionychidae.
UGCUCUCCUAAAACAACAGGAAUGCUGCACUGGCCUUGAGCCAGCAAAGGCUCAGUGAAGAGGAUAAAAUUUCAGUUCAGAUUUACGGGAAGUUGCUGGUGUUGGGAGUAAAAAUCUGGUUUGGUGAGUUUAAGGGCAGGGAGUAUACAAGAAACAACCUUGCUACUGUGAGCAGCGAGAACAAGAGAGGGGGGAGGAAAAAAGAACACAGAGAUGAGACACUUAACAUUUUCCUCUCAGUCACAAUUUUACUGAGUGCUCCUGAGUCCUGAGACAUCGCAGACUUUACCAAACCAGUCGGCAAAAACUGAGUCCUGGUAAAGCAGUAUCUCAGCUUAACUUUCAUGCUUUAUGUCUAGUCCGGAAUUUAGUCUAAAAGAGUGAUUUCUGAUUAGCACUCCUGUUAAUAGAUUGGAAUGUGCAGCUUAGGUCAGUGAGAAUCAAGGGUUUUAGCUUAGCUGGUAUUACUUCUAGCAAGUCUCUCUGAAAGUAUUUCAGUGUUCAGCAAUUCUGAACGGCAGAGUGUGAAACAAAGGGGUUAAACAGCUUUGUAGGGAGUUGCUCAACACUGCUCAAUUAGCAGAACAUUAGAAAAAGUAAGAAGAUGCAUUAGAUUGCUGCCCAGAAACGCUUUCUUCUCUGUGAAUGGUGCUUAAGUGUAGAAACUGUCUUCAGAAACACCAUACAGGUUGCAGAAGAUUUUGGAGGCGGCACAAGCAAAGGUGGGAUAAUUUGGAGAAUAAAGUAGGAAGACAAACUACAAUUUUUUUCAAACAGAAUACUAAAGAGCCAUUCAGGUUUCAUCACACUUUGAAUGAUUUUGACAUAAUGACAGCUGAAGAUUCCACUGCUAGGAUGAGUAACGACUCUUCCAACAUGUCUACAACCAAAGUUCCUGAGGGUGUAGCUGGUGCACCCAACGAGGCUGCCCUGUUGGCACUCAUGGAGCGUACUGGAUAUACCAUGAUUCAAGAGAAUGGGCAACGCAAGUACGGCGGACCUCCACCUGGCUGGGAGGGGUUGCACCCGCCUCGUGGCUGCGAAGUCUUUGUUGGUAAAAUUCCACGUGAUGUGUACGAAGAUGAGCUAGUGCCUGUGUUUGAGUCUGUAGGACGUAUCUAUGAAAUGCGCUUGAUGAUGGACUUUGAUGGGAAAAACCGUGGCUAUGCUUUUGUUAUGUACACACACAAACACGAAGCCAAACGUGCUGUGAGAGAACUGAACAACUAUGAAAUCCGUCCUGGUAGGCUUCUAGGGGUUUGUUGCAGCGUGGAUAACUGUAGGCUGUUCAUUGGAGGUAUACCCAAGAUGAAGAAGAGAGAGGAAAUACUAGAAGAGAUCUCUAAGGUGACAGAGGGUGUACUAGAUGUCAUUGUGUAUGCAAGUGCAGCAGACAAGAUGAAAAAUAGAGGCUUUGCCUUUGUGGAGUAUGAAAGCCAUCGAGCAGCCGCCAUGGCAAGGAGAAAGCUGAUGCCUGGGAGAAUCCAACUGUGGGGCCACCAAAUUGCUGUUGACUGGGCAGAACCAGAAAUAGAUGUUGAUGAAGAUGUAAUGGAGACUGUUAAAAUCCUAUAUGUGAGGAAUUUAAUGAUUGAAACCACAGAGGAUACAAUUAAAAAAAUCUUUGGACAGUUUAACCCUGGCUGCGUAGAACGGGUUAAAAAAAUACGUGAUUAUGCCUUUGUGCACUUUACAAGCAGGGAAGAUGCAGUGCAGGCCAUGAACAACCUCAAUGGCACUGAAAUUGAAGGCUCAUGCCUGGAAGUUACCUUAGCCAAACCAGUAGACAAGGAGCAGUAUACUCGUUAUCAGAAAGCAGCUAAAGGAGGAGCAACAACAACAACAGAAGUAACUCAGCAACCCAGCUAUGUUUACUCUUGCGAUCCGUACACACUAGCAUAUUAUGGGUAUCCAUACAAUGCUCUGAUCGGUCCCAACCGAGAUUACUUUGUGAAAGCAGGCAGCAUAAGAGGCAGAGGGCGAGGUGCAGCUGGCAACAGAGCCCCUGGUCCCAGAGGCUCUUAUCUGGGGGGAUAUUCUGCAGGCCGUGGAAUAUAUAGCAGAUACCACGAAGGGAAAGGAAAACAGCAAGAAAAAGGAUUUGAGCUUGUAUCCAAUUUGGAGUUGUCUGCUGUCAAUCCAGUUGCCAUUAAACCCGGUGCAGUGGCAAUCCCUGCUAUUGGUGCCCAGUACUCCAUGUUUCAGGCAGCUCCCACAGCCAAGAUGAUGGAAGAUGGCAAAAUCCAUGCAGUGGAACAUAUGCUUAAUCCCAUUGCUGUCCAGCAAGAUCCAGCUAGUGCGGCGGCAGCGGCAGCAGCAGCAGCAGCUGUUAUACCUGCAGUUUCAACCCCUCCACCUUUUCAGGGUCGCCCCUUAACGCCAGUGUACACCAUGGCGCCAAAUAUACAGACAAGUUAUGUUCCGUUUGCAGCUCCUGCUGCAACAACAGCAACUAUAGCCACACUACAGAAGAAUGCAGCAGCAGCUGCAGCAGCAGCAGCUGCUUAUGGAGGAUAUGCCGGCUAUAUACCUCAGGCAUUUCCUACUGCAACAAUCCAGGUUCCAAUACAUGACGUCUACCAGACAUACUGAGCCUGUCAAACAUUGGGGGGAGGAGGAAGAGGCGGGAAGGGAGGGACAAACACUGAAGGAACACUUUACUAUUUAUGAAGAAAGAACCUACUGCAAAAGAAUAUGUUUGGACUCAGUAAACUGAAACAAAAUCUGAAAGUGAAGAAUGUUAUCAAAUAUUAUGUUUGAAAUAUUUUAUAUAUGUGAAGUUUUCACUAAUUUUUUAGGAUAUUUUUAAAAUUUAACAAACCUGUAUUCAUACAUUUCUAAAGACCUAUGUGCAUUAAGCCCAUUGCCUAUACAAAUUCAUAUACAGUAAUGGGUUGCAUAAGGGGUUUUUUGGUUGGGGUGGGGUUUUUUAGCAAUUAUAUUUUCAAUAUAUUUGUGGUAUGAAGGUUAUUUUUAGUAACUUCUGCACUCCAGAGAAUUCUAUUUUGUAGUGCCUUUAAUAAUAUAUCAACUAUAUAUUAAAAAGCGCAUCUGAGCAGCUAGGAAAAGUAUAAACAAUAUAUUUUGAAGAAUAUUUUCAAUAUUUAAAGAAUACAUUCAAUAGAUUUGUUUGUUCUUGUUUAAAACAACAAGUAUCUUAUUUAAAAAGUUAUACUGGAAAGUGCAAUUUGAAAAUGAGCAAGACCUCUGCAUUUUGUGCUGGCAUUAGUACAGUUUGUUUAUCACUAUCUAAAAUCACAGACAACAAACAUCAAUAUUAAAAAAAACACCUCCUCCUAAAACAAACCUCUUUAAAGCAUGAUUAAGUUAAUCAUUUUAGCCAAAAAAAGAGGUUGCUGCAUUUUCCAUAAUAUCUGGCUUUUAUAUUUAUUCAAGUUACUUCUAGCUCAGUCUCUGAGCAUAUGCACAGAGUAUCUAAUAUUUCAUGAGAGGUAUCUUGACUUAGAUCUUCUUCCAGUAUAAAACCUAGUCUCUUUUUAAAUGCUCCUUAUUUUAUUCUUUUUAAGUGUUAAGUUGUAGUGACAGAGAAUGUAUGAUGUUUUAGA